AUGGCAGCCUUUUUGAAACUUGGGGGCUACGUUUUCGUCUUCUCCUUGUCGUUCUUAGCGACAUGGGCUCCACAGAGUAGAGCAAAUGUUGAUAUCUACGACAAGUACUGGACACAGCGUCGAGAAGAUUCGUUGAAACAAACUAUGGCAUCUUACGAUCCUAAUCCGCUUAACGUUACCGACAACUUUAAUCACCACGUCUCUUUAGCUGUUGACGCCACGGAAUCAACCAACGCAACAAGGAGAGAGCUUUUGCAGGUGAAAAGUGGUCGGAAAAAUCAAAAACACAGCGGAAAAUGCGUAGCUUAUAACCCGAUAGACAAAUGCUGGCGAUGCGACAACAACUGGGAGAAAAACCGGAAGAAACUAGCGGACUGCGUUCUCGGAUUCGGACGGAGAACCACCGGAGGAAAAGACGGACCGAUCUACGUAGUCAACGACGCGUCCGAUGACGAUCUUGUCAACCCUAAACCAGGAACCUUAAGGUACGCGGUGACCAGAACCGGACCGCUUUGGAUCAUAUUCGCAAGAAGCAUGGUCAUUAAACUGCAACAAGAACUGAUGAUAACGAGCGACAAAACGAUCGAUGGAAGAGGAGCCAAGGUUUACAUCAUGGAAGGUGCUGGAUUAACGCUGCAGUAUGUGAACAAUGUGAUCAUACACAAUAUCUAUAUCAGGCACAUUAUUCCUGGGAACGGUGGUUUGCUUAGAGACUCUGAGCAACACAUAGGGCUCAGGACAAAAAGCGAUGGUGAUGGUAUCAGUUUGUUUGGAGCAACCAAUGUUUGGAUCGACCAUGUUUCGAUGACCAAAUGUGCAGAUGGUAUGAUCGAUGCCAUUGACGGCUCCACCGCAGUAACUAUUUCCAACAGUCAUUUCACCGACCACCAAGAGGUGAUGCUUUUUGGGGCGAAUGACAAACACGUGAUCGACAAGAAAAUGCAGAUAACGGUUGCGUUUAACCACUUUGGUAAGAGAUUGCAACAGAGGAUGCCUCGUUGCAGAUUCGGACUGAUCCACGUGGUGAACAAUGACUACACACAUUGGGAAAUGUAUGCCAUUGGUGGAAACAUGAACCCUACGAUCAUUAGUCAGGGAAAUCGUUUCAUUGCUCCUCCUAACGAGGAAGCCAAACAGAUCACGAAGAGAGAGUACACGCCUUACGCUGACUGGAAAUCUUGGAACUGGCAAUCAGAAGGAGAUUACUUCAUCAAUGGAGCUUAUUUUGUGGAAUCAGGAAAACCAAACGCGUGGAGCCCUAAACCGAAAAACCCCAUCCCAAACAAGUUUGCCAUUCGACCGAAACCGGGAACUAUGGUCCGUAAACUCACCAUGGACGCAGGAGCACUUGGCUGCAAACCUGGUCAAGAAUGCUGA
Messenger RNA from Microthlaspi erraticum, 1377 nucleotides. Lineage: Eukaryota; Viridiplantae; Streptophyta; Magnoliopsida; Brassicales; Brassicaceae. The record is from the annotation of a GenBank genome assembly.